AUGUUAAUUUUCGAUAUUUUACUAUUUAUUGGAGUUGUUAAAGCCCAAAUUGUGGUCACGACGUGGGGAGCCGACGGAUUUCAAGAGGCCACUUUCAAUGCUUUCGAAGCGUACAGAAAUGGGAACUCGCGAAUGGCCUCGCUUGUCGAGGGUUUAUCCACGUGUGAACGCUUGCAAUGUGAUACAACAGUUGGUUACGGUGGAUCGCCGGAUGAGAACGGAGAAACGACACUGGACGCUUUGCUCAUUGAUGGCCCCGGCCAUAAAAUGUCGGGGGUGGCUCAGCUGAGACGGGUGAAAGACGCGGCACGGGUGGCAUGGGCGGUGAUGAAUUACACGGAACACACGAUGCUAGUUGGGGAACAAGCCACCCAAUUCGCGUUAAGGAUGGGCUUUUCGGAGACGGAUUUAACGACGAAUGCGUCACUCGAAAUGCUUCAAAAAUGGAAAAACAACAAUUGUCAGCCGAAUUUUUGGACGAAUGUUUUUCCAAAUCCAAAACAAACUUGUGGUCCAUAUCAUCGAAAUGAGAUUUUCAAGACGAAUUCGAAGUCAGAAAUCGUUACGAAUCGUGUGAUCGAUCGCUACAAUCACGAUACAAUUGGCAUGGUAAUCAUUGAUGAAAGUGGAGAAAUCUCUGCGGGAACUUCGACGAAUGGCGCUAGUCAUAAAAUCCCAGGAAGAGUCGGAGAUUCAUCGAUUCCCGGCUCUGGAGCCUAUUUGACACAGAAAGUGGGUGGAGCGGCGGCGACAGGAGACGGCGAUGUGAUGAUGAGGUUCUUGCCGAGUUAUCAAACGGUGGAAUUCAUGCGACAAGGCGCUGCUCCAAGUGAAGCCGCGAGAAAAGCCCUAGCAAGGAUCUCUCAAUUUUAUCCCAAAUUCCAGGGAGCUAUUGUGGCAGCCAAUGUGAAAGGUGAUCACGGUGCUGCCUGUGCCGGAAUGCCUUCGUUCACCUAUUCUUACAUGGAAAGCGGUGAUGAAAAGACGAAAACGGCCACCGUUCUUUGUACA
Molecule: messenger RNA, 1011 nt
Organism: Mesorhabditis belari
Lineage: Eukaryota; Metazoa; Nematoda; Chromadorea; Rhabditida; Rhabditidae
Source: the annotation of a GenBank genome assembly